UUAAUAUGGAUAGAUUAAAAGAUAUUGAAAGUAUGGCGCAUGGACAUGCUGGGGCCUUGGCUGGUCUCUUUUCUACUUGUCUACUUUAUCCUCUGGAAAACAUCAAAACAAGAAUGGCUGCAUCAUAAUAAAAAGAAGUCAUACAAGAGGUCAUUAUUAAAGUUUGGGAUUAAGAAGGGCUUUGGGGAUUUUUUAAAGGAGUUACUCCUUUAGCAUUAGGCAACUAUAUUUCAUAUGGAGUCUACUUUUUUUGGUACACAUUUUAUAUUUUAUGAGAAGGUAUGAGUAUUUUAAACAUUUGUUUAAAACAGAUAUUUCAAAUUCAUUUGCAUUAAUCAAACCAUCAUUAGCAUCAGCUAUUCUCACAACAUUCGUAACAAAUCCGUUUUGGGUUGUGUAAUCGAGAAUGACAAUCAGCAAAGAUAACCUUAAUUUUUUUUAGAAGACCAAGUAAAUUAUUGAAAAAGAAGGGUGGGAGGCCUUAAUGAAGGGUUUAUAGGCGUCGCUUAUAUUAACAAUAAAUCCUAUAAUUCAAUUUGUUAUUUAUGAAGCAUUUAAAAGAAGAUUUUAAUAUGCAGAAAAUUAAGCCUUAGUAAAUUUUAUUGGAGGAGCAAUAUCAAAAGCCAUCUCCACAAUUUUAACAUAUGUUUAGAAUUUAUCAUUUAUUAUUAGCCUUAUCAACUUCUGAGGACAAAAACACAUAUCAAGAAAAAUAGUUCAAAAUCAUAUUUUUCAGCAGCUGAAAAGAUCCUAAAAAAUGAAGGGAUUCAAGGAUUAUUUAAAGGUGAACCAUUAUCAUUUAUUAUUUAGGAUUGACACCAAAAUUGUGUUAAUCAGUAUUGAAUUCAGCAUUUUUGCUUAUGUUUUAUGAAAAAAUAUAUGAAAUCAUCAAAUAAGGAAUAAUCCUUAUCAUAAUUGAAAUUUUGAAAUAUCGCAAGAAAAUAAGAAAACUUUAGAAAUUAAAAUGAUAAACGAAGGUUGAUUUAUUUAUGUUUUUUAUGUUAUUUA
Molecule: messenger RNA, 1008 nt
Organism: Paramecium primaurelia
Lineage: Eukaryota; Ciliophora; Oligohymenophorea; Peniculida; Parameciidae
Source: the annotation of a GenBank genome assembly